Messenger RNA from Vicia villosa (hairy vetch), 1281 nucleotides. RefSeq lists its product as uncharacterized. Lineage: Eukaryota; Viridiplantae; Streptophyta; Magnoliopsida; Fabales; Fabaceae. The record is from RefSeq and is a predicted model, not a curated record. The transcript is spliced from 2 exons. The coding region runs from base 1 to 1281 and encodes 426 amino acids.
AUGGGUACCUUGACUGGUCCAUUCUACAGUUAUUUGCUGGGAAGCUCAUCAACUGGUUUUACUGAUUUGAUAUUGACUGGGGAGCGUGUCGAAAGUGGAAUUCGAAGUGGGAAAAUUCAGGUGUCUGCCUCUUCUGGUGUUACGAAGAAGCCCUAUAGUGGGAGGACUGAAGCUAAUGUUGUGCACAACCAGAAGGGUCGCAACAAAAACGAUAGUAGCCAAUCUGUUAGGGCUGUCCUGAUUUCUACACCAACACCUCGACCAAAUCAACAGCAGGGAUACCAGCGUAGACAAGACGCGCCUAGAAGAAACUUCACAAAGAUCAAUAUGUCAUUGAAUCAGGCAUGGCAACACCUGCUGAAGGCAAAGAUACUUGCACCAAUAUCUCCACCAAACAUCAAUACAUCUUCUCCUCGCUAUGAUCCUAAUGCAAGAUGUGCUUACCAUUCUGACUGUGUGGGGCAUGACACCAACAACUGUUGGACACUGAAACACAAAAUCCAGGAUAUGAUUGACGCAGGAGAAAUUGAGUUCGAUCCUCCAGAAACUCCCAAUGUUAUCACUGAUCCUAUGCCAAAACAUGACAGAGCAGUCAAUGCUGUUGACCAAGAUUCUUAUGUUACUAAUGUGAUGAGCCUGACUACUCCACUCCCUCUUAUCAAGAAGAACCUGUUGCAAGCCGGUUUAUUUCCGGGUUGUGUUGAAGACUGUUACUACUGCUCGUCUCAGUCAAAUGGUUGUGCAAUGUUGAAGACUGGCAUUCAACGCUUGAUGGAUAAUCGAACGAUCUUGUUUGAAAAAAUGCCUUUUGUGGAAAAUUUGUGUAAAGACCUAGCUCAAAAUUUGAAAUUCGAAGACGUGUCUGUGAUCUCUAAGACUCCUGUGAGAAUUCCUACCAAGGGCCCCAUAAGGAUUACCGUUGAACCCAAGAGUUAUGGCAACGAUGUGUACAUCCAUGGUGUGAAACAAGAAGCUUUGAAUGAUGAGCCAUUUAAAACUCCCAAUCCCGACGUUGACAAUAUCGUGGGGACUAGUAAGGUUACAAGAAGCGGAAGGAUUUUCUCCCCGGAAAUCUCUCCAGAUGCCAAUACCUCAACCCAAAUUCCUGUUUCCGAUUCAACUGCUGAUGUGCGAGGAAAGAGACCAUUGCUGGAACCAGUUCAAACACCAGUUGAAGCUAUUAAUGAAGAAGUCUCCCAGAAAGAAAUGGAUGAAAUCCUGAAGAUCAUCCGGAAAAGUGAUUAUGACGUGAUUGAAAAGUUGGGGCACACCUCCUCCUAG